Messenger RNA from Rhipicephalus sanguineus (brown dog tick), 910 nucleotides. RefSeq names its product toll-like receptor 2 type-2. The record is from RefSeq and is a predicted model, not a curated record. Lineage: Eukaryota; Metazoa; Arthropoda; Arachnida; Ixodida; Ixodidae. Gene Ontology annotation, cellular component: membrane. Gene Ontology annotation, molecular function: transmembrane signaling receptor activity. Gene Ontology annotation, biological process: inflammatory response; immune response; toll-like receptor signaling pathway. Bases 134 to 724 code for a protein of 196 amino acids. The transcript has a single exon.
UUCACUUCUGCAGAAGCGCCCGCCGAACUGCAGUGACUGCUUUUCUUGUGCGACACCUCUGGAGCUCUACAAGUACGAUGUCCUUAAUGUGACUUGGAGGGAAGAUGACUGUGGUCCUCCUGAUUACUACCGCAUGUACGCCGUUCCCGGGUUGAUAUCCUUCAUGAUAGCUACUCUCCUAGUCAACAUCGCCUACCGAAAGCGCUGGUACAUCAGGUACUUCCUUCUAUACCUAAAGGUAACCAUCAAGGGGUACAGGAGGCAAAGACACAUCGGCAGCUUCUUAUGGGAUGGUUUUCUCUCAUACCACGGCUCAGACACCGACUGGGUUCGGGACGUACUCCUGCAAAAGCUCGAGUCGCCACCGAUGCAGUUUCGGCUAUGCGUCGCCGAGCGCGACUUCAUUCCGGGCAUGGAAAUCACCGAGAACAUUUGCCGAGCUAUCGCACAGAGCCGCACGUCACUGUUCGUGAUAAGUCGCGAGUUCUACCGCAGCCGCUGGUGCAUGUUCGAGGUUAGCCUGGCGCAGCAUCGCCUUUUUGAAAGCGACCGGCAAGAUGGCAUGGUGUUCAUCAAGAAGGACGAUGUGGACGAGUCUGAGAUGAGCACCUUGCUCCAGUAUCUCCUAAAGUCGCGAACGUACGUCCAGAUCCCACCGGAUGGAUCAAGUGAGACGCUGAACAACCUCUUCUGGCUGCAGUUGCAAGCGGCGCUGGAGAAGUAAAUACAAAUAUCUAGGAGAAUAUUCAAUUGAACAACCUUUCAGUGAAGUUUGUAGCCAGAAUUACCAGUGAAAUGUCCAGUAUGGCAUUCCUGCCGCAUAGCAAGCCCAUGUCUGGGCUGUUCUGCAUGAAACCCUAUUGCACACUCAAAAGGUUCCCCGCGGCGACAGAUCAUAUGAAAGGAAGGA